This is a messenger RNA of Pseudovirgaria hyperparasitica, 1624 nucleotides long. RefSeq lists its product as uncharacterized. The transcript has 3 exons. Lineage: Eukaryota; Fungi; Ascomycota; Dothideomycetes; Acrospermales; Acrospermaceae. The record is from RefSeq and is a predicted model, not a curated record. Bases 149 to 1345 code for a protein of 398 amino acids.
CUUUAAUUAAUCAACGAAUUGAUAUUCAUACUACAUUAAUUAUCACGUUUCAUUAUACGGGAAUCAACGCCAUACUAUAACUAGCGUAUCGUUGACUCAUUCACUGCAAAUUUAUAGCCGUAACGUCGAGGCGAAUGAUCAUCACAACAUGUCUAUUUUCAUCAACAUCGUACACCAAGGCACUAUCUACUUUUCCCAGCGUCGCUGGUCAGACGACAUUGAUUUCCUGCAAGUAGCGUCCAAAAGGCUACGAGGUGCAACAAACGAACAUACAUUUGGCGCAAUCUAUCUGGGCUUCUGCUGGGAUUGGCUUCAACAGGAUGAUAUCGUUCGCCCAUUUGAAGAUCGACGCCAUAUCCAUCUCACCGCAAUUUGGACUUUUGACCUGGAUGCCGGUGUGCUCCGUUGCGAGAAGAAAACUGGUAACUCCCAAGUGCCUCUUAGUGUACUUCGACAACGUGAGAUCGGUCUGCUGGAUCUCCAGCCUUAUGAGCAACCACUACCUCUAAAGAAUACAAUAUUUUCCAUGUUUACAGCACCAACUUGGAACUUCCGGCGACUUACAACGGAGAAACGUAACCUCGAGCGGCACAAGGCUUUUGUGAGUCGGAUGCUUUCCGACUUUGCAUUUCAAUGGAGGCACAUCCUCUGCAGCCGAUACAACGAUAUUACUUUCAAACGGCUGGCAAACGCAGUGCUCAAAAUUGCCACUUUGGACAUUAAUGUUCUGGAAAUCAACAGCCCUCGUAGGAGCUGCGGUGGACAUCUGCUUUGGAUCCACGAUCUCCCUCAUUGGGCCACAGUACAAGGGAACAUCAUCCGAUACCCCUCGACAUCCAUUGUCGUGUCACGGCACAUGCCCCACGCAAUCGCAUUGAUCCGGCAGAAUUUCGCGGAACGAAACGCCUUGAAACGAGAUUCCUCCCGCACACCCAGUAAUGCCAACUUCUACCUAAUCCUAACAAUGGACAAGAUCGUCCGAUACUUCAUCUCCGACGACUCAGAGGCCUACUCCGCACCAGAAAACCUCUUUGAAGAAGACGGAUACACGGUCUCUGCACGGGGCCUCGAGAUGCUCCUCGAAUGCACACUCACCAAGGCGCGCCCGUCCCUCAUUCAUGGGCUCCCCUCCGAGCUCCAGGAUAUGAUCCUCGAGCACACAUCACACGGUCCUAUCGAGCGCAGUCGAAUCGCCUGUGCGCUAGACAUCGGGACAGUAUUCGACUGGAAAAACGGCAAUAGGGUCGUAGAACGUCAAGUUUCUCUUACGAACCGAAUGGUGGAAUCGCCCGUCGAGUCACAGGUUUACUUGGCUGGUGAGUUUAGCGGUCUGGUGUAUAAGUGAUGUGUUUAUGCGGGGUACUUUCUGGGGAUGGUCUGCUUUGUUGAUGGUCUCAAGGUGUUCAUCCACAUACCCCUUUUUAUACGGAUGGCAUCGGGAUCCGCCCCAACCAACGUGCAAUUCUGAGAAUAUGUCCCACAGCGUCAACAAUCUCCAUUUCGCCACCUACUUUGCUUAGUCAGAGUAGAGUCAUAGGGCAAGCAGGUAGGCAGGGCAGCCCAGGAUACGUAAACCAGCCCAAUCUUACUGCUUUCAAACACCCUACCCAGUCCUUCUUCCUUC